Messenger RNA from Lathyrus oleraceus (garden pea), 2952 nucleotides. Its product is annotated as formin-like protein 5. The record is from RefSeq and is a predicted model, not a curated record. Lineage: Eukaryota; Viridiplantae; Streptophyta; Magnoliopsida; Fabales; Fabaceae. Gene Ontology annotation, molecular function: actin filament binding. The transcript is spliced from 6 exons. Gene Ontology annotation, biological process: actin cytoskeleton organization; actin nucleation. Bases 1 to 2721 code for a protein of 906 amino acids.
AUGGGUGUCAUAAAAUUUGUAUUUUGCAUUGUUUUGGUUCUCAAUAUUGUAGAAGCUAUCAGCAUUGAAGAAAGCAAGGAAACAGAAGAAUUUAUUACCAAAUUAUUUGAUCCUGCGUCUGGAUUAUUGGAUGAGGAUACGGCAGAGAUUCUAUGGGUCACUUGCAUGGAAGAUUUGAUUCAUGUAAGGAAAGACAUCGGAGAUCUUGGCUUAUGCCUACCAAGGGAAUCACAUAGUAGAGCCAAUGAAGUUGCCUCAGAAUUCAGAUCAAUUACAAGAGAAAACAUCCAAAUUUUGAUUAGUACUUGCAAUCCACAGUUGAAGGAAAACUUUCUUAACUGUUUGAGAAAAAACAGCGUUCCAUUACAAGAUCAAUCCAAGAGUUGGAACACUGCUUACGAGGGAUCAGGUUCAUCCAAAAGAUAUCCGCGUCGAAUUUCGCCUCGAUACUUAGCAGAAAAACAAGACAAAGAUGGUGGCAAUAAUGGAUCAUCUAAAAAAGAUAAAAGUGAUAGUGAUUCUGAUAAAUCAUCGAAGAAGAAGUCGUCGAAGUCUUCUGACUCUAAAAGUAAACAACAAGAGAAAGCGGUUUAUAAUGCCAUAGCUAUGAUUGCAAUGGUGACAUUUGUAUUUGCAGUAUGUAUCUUUUUAUGUUGUUGUAGGUGUUGUGGAAGUGGUAGAGUUAAUCAAACCGAUGAAAGACCACUUCUCAGCAUGAGCAGGAGUGAUUACUCUGUUGAUUCUUCUUCAAAUAAUAACUCCUCAAAAAUUUCAAUACAUGAGGAGAGACAUGGAAUUCAAUCAAUAAGUAGUAUUUUGGCUGACGAGAGAAAGAACUCGAUAAAAGAAGAUGCUGCAAGACCAUCAUUUGACCUUAAACCUCCACCUGGUAGGGUAGGAAGUGCUAUUCCACCUUUGAAACCUCCUCCAGGAAGACCUGAUCCUCUUCCACCCGAACCACCAUUAGUUAAGACUUUUGAUUAUGCCGUUAAUCCACCGCCACCACCUCCUCCCCCUAGACUUCAAACGCCUAGCAGUGGUGCUGUUCUUCCUCCCGGACUACCGAGGCCUGGCGGUGGUGGCUCUCCUCCACCUCCACCGCCGAAACUUGGCAAUAGUGGUCCUAACCCUCCUCCUCCACCACCACCACGUGGAAAACCAGGCGGUCCUCGACCGCCACCACCUCCUAAGAGUGGUGGAGGUCCUCCAAGACCUCCACCUGCAUUUGGUCAAAAAGGUACUAGACCUUUACAUGGUGGACCAAAGGUUCAAGGGAACGUUGAAUUUAGUUCAGAAGGUGAAGGUGAAUCUGAUGAUGCUCCUAAAACCAAGUUAAAGCCUUUUUUCUGGGAUAAGGUUCAAGCCAACUCAGAUCAAACUAUGGUUUGGAAUCAACUCAAAGCAGGAUCAUUCCAGUUUAAUGAAGAAAUGAUGGAAACCCUUUUUGGAUAUAGUACUCCAUCAAUGGAGAAAAAAGGUGGACAGAAGAAAGAUCCUUCCUUCCGUGAUGCUCCACCUCAGUUUGUUCAAAUCAUUGAGGCAAAGAAAGCACAAAAUUUAUCAAUUUUGUUGAAAGCAUUAAAUGUGACACUAGAAGAAGUCCGUGAUGCACUACUUGAAGGAAAUGAGCUCCCAGCAGAAUUUCUUCACACUCUGAUAAAAAUGGCACCAACAUCAGAGGAAGAACUUAAGCUUAGACUUUUCAGUGGUAGUAUUUCUCAACUUUGUCCUGCAGAUCGGUUCCUUAAAGCCCUGGUUGAGAUUCCCUUUGCUAUUAAACGAAUGGAAACAUUGCUUUACAUGAGUACUCUUCAAGAGGAGCUCACAUCUACCCGAGAUUCGUUCUCAAUUUUAGAGGUUGCUUGUAAGGAACUAAGGAGCAGUAGGUUAUUCCUCAAGCUUCUUGAAGCUGUUCUUAAAACAGGAAACCGAAUGAACGAUGGAACAUUCCGUGGGGGUGCACUUGCAUUCAAACUUGACACGCUACUAAAAUUAUCUGAUGUAAAAGGAGUAGAUGGGAAAAUCACCCUCUUACACUUUGUUGUUCAAGAGAUAAUGCGAACAGAAGGAAUAAGAGCGGCUCGAAUGGUGAAAGAGAGCAGCAGUUUCUCUAGUAUAAAAACCGAUGACCUUCUCGAAGAGGUUAAUCAUGAAUCAGAAGAACACUACCGUGAAGUAGGUCUCCAAGUUGUUUCACAUUUGAGCAAUGAUCUUGAGAAUGUGAAGAAAGCGGCAGCACUAGAUGCGGAUGGCUUGACGAGCACAACAGCUAGGUUAGGCUACGGUCUUAUAAAAACGAGAGAUUUCUUUAACAAAGAACUGGUGAACAACUUAGAGAACGAUAAAGGGUUCCAUGAGACAGUUAAGAGGUUUGUGGAGAAAGCUGAAGUUGAAGUCACAGGUUUGUUAGAAGAGGAGAAGAAAAUUAUGGCUCUUGUGAAGAGUACGGGUGAUUAUUUUCAUGGGAGUACAGGGAGAGAUGAAGGGCUGAGAUUGUUUGUAAUAGUACGCGAUUUCUUAAUAAUGUUGGAUAAGGUAUGCAGAGAGAUUCAAAAAGCACCCAAGAAGCCAAUAAAGAAUGUGACUAAUGCUAAUGCUAAUUCUAAACCGGCAACGCCGAAAAAGCGUCCUCCACCUCCGGAUAUUCGUCAGCGGUUGUUUCCGGCUGUGGUAGAGAGGAGAGUGGGGGAUGAUUUUAGUUCAGAUGAAGACAGUCCAUAGGUUCAACUCAAGUUGGAAAUUGUGUUGCGACAAUUUUUGCUUCUUUUUUAUUUUUCUGUUGUCAUGUCAUUACUUACUAUAUAGAAUUGUUAGAGACAUGACGAAUUGAUUGCUUACUUGUCUAAUUUUUGGAAGGGAUGAUUGUGUUGUUGAUCAUUCAUUCUCUGAAUGUAUGUAAAGUCAUGGUUUAGUUAGAUUUCUUUUUGUAUAAAGAUGGUUAGAUUGUGUGUA